UAUUAGUGCUAAUUUCCUUCCAUUUGUCCUAUCUUUUCUCUUCUAUCAAACCCACACGCCUUUGGCACAAUGAAGUGGGUAACUUUUAUUUCACUUCUCUUUCUCUUCAGCUCUGCUUAUUCCAGGGGUGUGUUUCGUCGAGAUACACACAAGAGUGAGCUUGCUCAUCGGUAUAAUGAUUUGGGAGAAGACCAUUUCAGAGGCCUGGUGCUGGUUACCUUUUCUCAGUUUCUACAGAAGUGUCCCUAUGAAGAUCAUGUAAAAUUAGUGAAUGAAGUAACUGAAUUUGCAAAAACGUGUGCUGCUGAUGAGUCGGCUGAAAACUGUGACAAGUCCCUUCACACUCUGCUAGGAGACAAGCUGUGCACAGUGGCCAGUCUCCGGGAGAAGUACGGCGAGAUGGCUGACUGCUGCGCCAAGCAGGAGCCAGAGAGGAACGAGUGCUUCCUGGACCACAAGGAUGACAAGCCUGACCUCCCUCCACUGGUGAGACCAGAGACUGAGGUGAUGUGCAGCUCCUUUCAGGAAAAUGAAAAGAACUUUUUGGGACAUUACUUAUAUGAAGUUGCCAGAAGACAUCCUUACUUUUACGGCCCAGAACUCCUUUUCUUCGCAGAAAAGUACAAGGCUGCCUUUACAGAAUGCUGCCACGCUGCUGAUAAAGCCGCCUGCUUGUUACCAAAGCUUGACGCUUUGAAGGAGGAAGGACUGGCUGCAUCUGCCAAGCAGAGGCUCAAGUGCAGCAGCCUCCAGAAAUUCGGAGAGAGAGCUUUCAAAGCAUGGGGAGUAGCUCGCCUGAGCCAGAGAUUUCCCAAAGCCGAAUUUGCAGAAGUCUCCAAGUUAGUGACAGAUCUGACCAAAAUCCACACGGAAUGCUGCCACGGUGACCUGCUGGAAUGUGCAGAUGACAGGGCGGACCUUGCCAAGUACAUGUGUGAAAAUCAAGACUCAUUGUCCUCUAAGCUGAAGGAAUGCUGUGAGAAGCCCCUGCUGGAGAAAUCCCACUGCCUGGCUCACGUGGAGAAUGACGAGAUGCCUGCUGACCUGGCCCCACUGGCUACCGAUUUUGUUGAGGAUAAGGAUGUCUGCAAGAACUAUGCUGAGGCCAAGGACGUCUUCCUGGGCACGUUUUUAUAUGAAUUAUCAAGAAGGCACCCUGAGUACUCCGUCUUUUUGCUGCUGAGACUUGCCAAGGAAUAUGAAUCCACCUUGGAGAAGUGCUGCGCCACGGCUGACCCUCACACCUGCUAUGCCAAAGUGUUGGAUGAGCUUCAGCAUGAUGUGGAAGAGCCUCAGAAUUUAGUCAAACAGAACUGUGAACUUUUUGAGAAGCUGGGAGAGUAUGGCUUCCAGAACACGCUGUUGGUUCGUUACACCAAGAAAGUCCCGCAGGUGUCAACUCCCACCCUAGUGGAGGUUUCGAGAAGCCUGGGAAGAGUGGGCUCCAAGUGCUGCAAGAUGGACGAAGCAAAGAGAAUGGGUUGUGCGGAAGACUAUCUGUCUGUGGUCCUGAACCGGCUGUGUGUGCUGCACGAGAAGACACCAGUGAGUGAAAGGGUCACCAAGUGCUGCACCGAGUCCUUGGUGAACAGGCGGCCGUGCUUCAGUGCUCUGGAAGUUGAUGAAACUUACGUUCCCAAAGAAUUCCAUGCUGAGACCUUCACCUUCCAUGCAGAUAUGUGCACACUUCCUGACAAGGAGAAGCAACUCAAGAAGCAAACUGCACUCGUGGAGCUCGUGAAACACAAGCCCAAGGCAACAGAUGACCAGCUGAAAGGUGUUAUGGUGAAAUUUACAGAGUUUGUAGAAAAAUGCUGUAAGGCUGACGAUAAGGAGGCUUGCUUUGCUGAGGAGGGUCCAAAACUUGUUGCUGAAAGUCAAGCUGCAUUAGCCUAAAAAAAUCACAAUUACAAGCACUUCAGCCUACUCUGAGAAGAAGAGGAGGAACGGAGACACAGAGCUUCCUCAGCUGUUUUUCUUUUCUGUUGGUGUAAAGCUAGCACCUGUCUGAGCAACAUACAUUCUUUAAACAUUUGGCCUCUUUUCUCUAUGCUGCAACUAAUAAAAAAAUAAAAAAGAAUCUCCUAUA
Messenger RNA from Nycticebus coucang (slow loris), 2089 nucleotides. It is a transcript of the gene ALB, whose product is annotated as albumin. The transcript has 15 exons. Gene Ontology annotation, cellular component: cytoplasm; blood microparticle. Gene Ontology annotation, biological process: transport. NCBI's taxonomy places the organism in Eukaryota, Metazoa, Chordata, Mammalia, Primates, Lorisidae. The coding region runs from base 70 to 1896 and encodes 608 amino acids. The record is from RefSeq and is a predicted model, not a curated record.